AUGUCUGGACUUGGAGAUUGUGCGACUCCGCUUUGGCGCAAUCUUAUCAACAGCCAAUGGUUCACAACCUCACCGCUUCCAACCCAAUCCUUCGAAGGUCAAACCAUCAUUGUAACAGGAGCGAAUACUGGACUUGGGAAGCAGGCAGCCAACCACUUUGUUCGGCUCCACGCAGCUAAAGUGAUCAUAGCUAUCCGAAGCCUGAAGAAAGGGGAUGAGGCCAAAGAAUGGAUCGAACAGGAAACUGGACCGGGGUCGUGGAGGUCUGGCAUCUCGACCUCAGUUCGUAUGCACUAUGCAAGCGUCAAGGAUUUCGCUGCGAAAGCCCAAACCCUCGACCGACUGGACGUCCUCCUGGAGAAUGCUGCAGUAUCACCCGCACCGACGGCUGCGAGCUACUCCGUAGCGGAAGAUAACGAGGUGGCAGUCACCGUGAAUGUCGUGUCGACGUUCCUUCUUGACGUCCUCCUUCUCCCCAAGCUCCGAGAGAGUGCAAAGACUUUCGACAUUACGCCGAGGCUCGUGGUUGUGACUUCUGAAGCGCAUUUCGCGACCACUCUCAAGCCCGAAAGGAACCACCCGGACGGGAUAUUCAACUACUUGAACGACAAGUCUACGGCACGGAUGGCGGGCCGGUACGCAGCGACCAAGCUGCUAGAACUCUUCGUUGUCCGCGAGAUGGUUAGAGCGCACGCACCCAUUGGCUACCCGGUUAUCAUCAAUCUGGUGAACCCUGGCUUCUGCCAUUCGGAGUUCCUGAGAGGGCAGGAUAUAAUGGCCGCUAUCUUCAGGUUCUUCCUCCAUGCGCGACCGAUGGUACUCGGCGCAGGGACCCUCGUUGAUGGGCCGGGCAAAGGACAGGAAUCGCACGGCCAGUAUCUCGCCGACAUGCGCGUCGCUCCAAUAUCGCCAUUCGUCUUGUCGAAGGAAGGCCGGGUUACUCAGGAGCGGGUGUGGAAUGAACUGACGGAGAAGUUGGAAGCGAUCCAGCCUGGGAUCAUGAACAAUUUCUGAUCCAUUGCACCAUGUUUCCCGGGAUUUUCUUUUUCGUCACGGCUUCUUGGUCUACGCAACGCUACUUUACUUGUAUGAUAUCAAUAUGCAGCGAUUUUUUAGGAGAACUAUCAAUCAAUGAAUUUCAGUCGGGC
This is a messenger RNA of Eremomyces bilateralis CBS 781.70, 1148 nucleotides long. Its product is annotated as NAD(P)-binding protein. The transcript is spliced from 2 exons. The coding region runs from base 1 to 1014 and encodes 337 amino acids. The record is from RefSeq and is a predicted model, not a curated record. NCBI's taxonomy places the organism in Eukaryota, Fungi, Ascomycota, Dothideomycetes, Eremomycetales, Eremomycetaceae.